AUGUUCCCUUCGUGCUAUUCAAAGCCGACGAGUUCAAAGGACCUGUUCAAAAGGACUAAUCUGACAAAGAUAUUACUAGGAGUGUUCGUCGUGUAUAUGUCACACACCUGCUGGGUGAUUUAUGGCUUUGUAUACACCAAGCCUUGUGAGAGAGGUAAAGGAGACUGCAUUUCUUCCUACCUUGCAGAAAGACCCCGUCUCCAGCUCAGCAUUUUCUCCAGUUUGAGGCCUGACCACAGUGAACUCAACCUCAUCAUCAAUAUAGAUGACUUUGACAUACAUUCUAAAUUUGAAAGGGUGGUGAAUGUAUCCCUGCCAUUGGCAACACGUAACAACGGGACUCUGCACACAUUGGUUUAUGUACACAAGUUUGGAGUGUCUCCCUUGCAGGAUAACCGGCAGGUCCAUCAUGUUGCCCAGCUCAGCACCUACAUGAUGUCCCGAGAAAAUCUCAGCUCUGCUAAAGAGGUCCUCAAAGUAAGACAACUUUCUCAGAAACAUGCUGCCACUGCUCCUCGAGUAGUAGACAGACCCAUCUCUCAUUGGAGGUCCCGUCUAACCCUAAACAUGAUGUCAGAGGACUUCACCUUCAACAGAGGGACCUUGCCAAGUGAUGUCCGGCGCUACAUGAGAGUAUUUCAGGAUGAGAACAGGAUGGUAUAUCUCCCACUUUUACAUAUUGAUGAACUCAGCGUCAGGGUAAAGGACAUGAUGGAGAUUAACGGCUCCACAACCAAACUACCUCUUACAAUAUCCUACGAAGGCCUAUCGCUGAGGCAAUUCCGUCUCUGGAUCCACAUGCAGGAUGUAAUGUUUUCACUGAAACGCUUUGGAUUCACUGAGGUGAAUAUAGAUGAAAUCAAAGGUGUUCUCGUGGACCACAACUUGUACCUGUUAGCAUUGACUACCCUGGUGACUGCAUUCCAUUUCAUAUUUGAAUUCCUGGCCUUUAAAAAUGACAUAAGCUUUUGGAGGAAGAAGAAAAACAUGGUGGGCAUGUCUCGCAAAACAGUGCUGUGGAGAUGCUUCAGCACCAUAGUGAUUCUCCUGAAAAUGCUGGAGGAACGAAGCAGCUUGCUAGGUCUCAUUCCUGUUGGAAUAGGAACCACAAUUGAGGUAUGGAAGGUCAAAAAGGUUUCCAAAAUACAGCUACAGUGGAGAACCUCUAGGUCUAUUGUUCAUGUUGGUAAAUUUGAUGAAUCAGAGAGAAAGACUAUACAACAUGACACACAGGCAAUGAAAUGCCUGUCUUAUUUAGUGUACCCUUUGUCUAUUAGUGGAGCCAUCUUCUCUCUGGUAUACCUGAGGUAUAAAAACUACUAUUCAUGGUUAAUCAACAGCCUUGUCAGUGGGAUUUAUGCUUUUGGAUUCCUCUCUAUGGCUCCUCAGCUGUUCAUUAACUUCAAGUUGAAGUCUGUGGGCCAUUUGCAAUGGAACGUAUUGAUGUAUAAAGCAGUCAAUACAUUUGUCAACGAUGUCUUCGCCUGUGUCUUCAGCACACACCCAUCCCACCAGCUGGGCUGCUUCAGGGAUGAGAUUCUGUUUCUCCUCUACCUUUACCAGAGGAGGCUUUACUCUACAAACAAGACCAGAUGUCGUGAGUAUGGAUCAUGCCACCACAACCACAGGAAACUCAAAGCCCAAUGA
Salvelinus namaycush (lake trout) is the source of this 1647-nucleotide messenger RNA. RefSeq names its product cleft lip and palate transmembrane protein 1-like protein. The coding region runs from base 1 to 1647 and encodes 548 amino acids. NCBI's taxonomy places the organism in Eukaryota, Metazoa, Chordata, Actinopteri, Salmoniformes, Salmonidae. Gene Ontology annotation, cellular component: membrane; endomembrane system. The record is from RefSeq and is a predicted model, not a curated record. The transcript is spliced from 17 exons.